This is a messenger RNA of Hydatigera taeniaeformis, 828 nucleotides long. The record is from the annotation of a GenBank genome assembly. Lineage: Eukaryota; Metazoa; Platyhelminthes; Cestoda; Cyclophyllidea; Taeniidae.
AUGACGAGUUGUGACAUAAUAACGAACACAAGUGAUGGCAUUCGUUUCUUCAACUUUAACUCUACGGAUGGAUUGAAGCUCAUCGCUAAAGAGUCAGAGAAUGCAGCGAGGGCUAUAUGCUACACACCAGAUGGGUCCGUUCUAGGGAUAAGCGAUGGUGAAAGAAUCAGCAUUCGAAAUGGUGAUGACAACAUUGAAUUUGCAUCUAUCGAUCACACUAAUGUAUCAAAACUGGUAAUUUCGCCGGAUGCGAAAUAUAUUUGCACGUUUGAGCCAUUUCGAAAAACUCCUGAGUACCCAGAAGGUCGGCCUAAUUUGCACGUAUUUGAGGUUGCAUCGGGCAAAGUAAUCGAUUGUCGCGUUCAUACUCUGGAAGGAACAUGGCGUCCGCAGUGGUCCCUUGACAGCAAGUUAUGUGUUCGCGUUUGGCAGGGCGAAAUUCAAUUUUAUGUAAAUAACAACCUUGGCGAGAAGCCAGCAAAACGUCUGACACUGAAAGGCAUGCGGCAUUGCUCGCUCUCAAAGUCUGUUAGGAAUCGCAAUAUUGCCGUGUACACACCUGGUGAAAAGAGUGCACCUGCAACAGUGUACAUCUACGCGUGGCGAAAUGGAGACUGCGUUGCUGUGGCUAAUAAGUCAUUCUUCCGCGCCGACACCGUCUCCUUUCACUGGAGUGAUAUCGGGACAAGCUUACUUGUUCUCGCUUCUACUAAGGUUCGUUUCUAUCACUUCCAUUAUCUGCAUCGAAAUGAGCAUGGUGGGCACGAGGUGUCAUUUGGCCUCCUCCUGUGUUGCGGCAUGUUUGUUUGCGGUACUAAAUAUUUCUAA